This is a messenger RNA of Penicillium lagena, 546 nucleotides long. RefSeq names its product translation machinery-associated protein 20. Gene Ontology annotation, biological process: formation of translation preinitiation complex. The transcript has 3 exons. NCBI's taxonomy places the organism in Eukaryota, Fungi, Ascomycota, Eurotiomycetes, Eurotiales, Aspergillaceae. The record is from RefSeq and is a predicted model, not a curated record. Gene Ontology annotation, molecular function: RNA binding. Bases 1 to 546 code for a protein of 181 amino acids.
AUGUUCAAGAAAGAGAUCCCCCCGAGCAAUCGCUCAAAGGUCAAGUCCUCCGUGGCGCGCGGCCUGCGCCAGCGGCUCCUGGAAACAUACCCAGGAUUCGAGCCGUAUAUUGAAGAAAUCCUCCCAAAAAAAGCCUCACUGGAAGUCGUGAAACUACCAGAGCGCGCAACCCUCUACACGAUCGACUCGAGGCCUCUCUUCUUCCAGCCCUUCGACGGCCCGCCCAUCCCACAUCUCAAACUCGUGCACCAAUUCCCCUCGGCGAUCCCGACGGUGCAGAUCGACCGUGGCGCCAUCCGCUUCGUGCUCUCGGGCGCUACGCUCAUGGCUCCCGGGCUGACGUCCCCCGGCGGGAGACUGCCUGAUGCAGAGCAUGCCAUUGAAGCGGGGCAAGUUGUUGGAGUUAAGGCUGAAGGGAAGGAAGAGGUGUGUCUGGUUGGUGUGCUGAAGGCUGGCACGGAGGACAUCAAGAGUAAGGGGAAGGGAGUCGUUAUGGAUGAAGGGCAUUAUUUGGGGGAUGGGCUUUGGAAUAUUCAUUUGGAUUGA